UCCCACGACUGUGUCCCCGGACAAUGUCUCUUUCUUCUCUGAGCUGGUGGCAAAUGUCUGGGCAGAGUCUCGUCUAUUUAAAACCAGCCAAGCAGGAAUCCUAAUGCUGCGGGAGAGGAGUCUUUGGUUUAGUUGGUGAAGUCGAGCAGGAAGUCUCCCCGCGGAACUACUAUGAGGCCAGAAGCCUUGCUGCUAUGUCUCACACUGCUGCAGUCCGCUGGGGCCGCCUUCCCAGAAGAUUCUGAGCCAAUCAGUAUUGCGCAUGGCAACUAUACAAAACAGUAUCCGGUGUUUGUGGGUCAUAAGCCAGGACGGAACGCCACACAGAGGCACAGGCUGGACAUCCAGAUGAUUGUAAUUAUGAACAGAACCCUCUAUAUCGCAGCCAGGGACCAUAUUUAUACUGUUGACAUAGAUACACCCCACACAGAAGAAAUUUACUGUAGCAAAAAACUGACGUGGAAAUCUAGACAGGCUGAUGUGGACACCUGCAGAAUGAAGGGGAAACACAAGGAUGAGUGCCACAACUUCAUCAAAGUUCUUCUCAAGAAGAGCGACGACACGCUGUUUGUCUGCGGAACCAAUGCCUUCAACCCUUCCUGUAAAAACUACAAGAUCGACACUCUGGAACCGUCGGGGGAUGAGUUCAGUGGGAUGGCCAGAUGCCCGUAUGACGCCAAACACGCCAACAUCGCACUGUUUGCAGAUGGAAAACUGUACUCGGCCACGGUGACGGACUUCCUGGCUAUCGAUGCGGUCAUCUACCGCAGCCUGGGAGACAGCCCCACCCUGAGGACCGUCAAGCACGACUCCAAGUGGUUGAAAGAGCCAUACUUUGUCCAGGCGGUGGAUUACGGGAACUAUAUCUACUUCUUCUUCAGGGAAAUCGCUGUGGAAUACAACACCAUGGGCAAGGUCGUGUUUCCCAGGGUGGCCCAGGUGUGCAAGAACGACAUGGGGGGGUCCCAGCGGGUGCUGGAGAAGCAGUGGACCUCCUUCCUGAAGGCCCGGCUCAACUGCUCUGUGCCCGGCGACUCCCACUUCUAUUUCAACAUCCUGCAGGCCGUCACCGACGUGAUCCGCGUCAACGGCCGGGACGUUGUGCUGGCCACCUUUUCCACGCCUUACAACAGCAUUCCCGGCUCGGCGGUCUGCGCCUAUGACAUGGGGGACAUUGCCAACGUGUUCACCGGGAGAUUCAAAGAGCAGAAGUCCCCCGACUCCACCUGGACGCCCGUUCCCGAUGAGCGAGUCCCCAGACCCAGGCCGGGUUGCUGUGCCGGUUCCUCGUCCUUAGAAAAAUACGCCAGCUCCAGCGAGUUCCCGGAUGACACCCUGAACUUCAUCAAGACGCACCCGCUGAUGGACGAGGCCGUCCCCUCCAUCAUCCACAGACCCUGGUUCCUGAGAACCAUGGUCAGAUACCGCCUGACCAAAAUCGCCGUGGACACGGGCGCCGGGCCUUACCAAAACCACACUGUGAUCUUCUUGGGAUCCGAGAAAGGAAUCAUCCUGAAAUUCUUGGCUCGGAUCGGAAAUAGCGGCUUCCUGAAUGAUAGCCUUUUCCUGGAGGAGAUGAGCGUUUACAACCCAGAAAAGUGCAGCUACGAGGGGGUGGAAGACAAGAGGAUUAUGGGAAUGCAGCUGGACCGAGCCAGCAGCGCCCUGUACGUCGCGUUUUCCACCUGCGUGAUAAAGGUCCCUCUCGGCCGGUGCGAGCGGCACGGCAAGUGUAAAAAGACCUGCAUCGCCUCCAGGGAUCCGUACUGCGGCUGGCUGAAGGAGGCGGGCUCCUGCGGGCAGCUGUCGCCGUUCAGCAGACUGGCUUUUGAGCAGGACAUCGAACGCGGCAAUACAGAUGCUCUGGGAGACUGUCAUAAUUCCUUCGUGGCCCUGAAUGACAUUUCAACUCCUCCACCAGAUCAUGAAAUGUCUUACAACGCAGUGUAUGGGCGCACCAGCCCCCUCUGGCCCAGCACCACCUCGUCGGGCUCGGCGGCAGGUCGAGAGGGGUUCGAGUCUAGGGGAGGCGUGCUGGACUGGAAGGACUCGCCGGAGUUACCGGGCAGCUCAGACCCCCUGGGGGCGGUGUCCUCCCGCAACCACCAGGACAGGAAGGGCGUGAUCCGGGAGAGCUAUCUCAAGGGCCACGACCAGCUGGUGCCCGUGACGCUGCUGGCCAUGGCGGUGAUCCUGGCGUUCGCCACGGGCGCCGUGUUCUCGGGCAUCGCCGUGUACUGCGUGUGCGACCACCGGCGCAAGGACGCGGCGGGCGGCGCGGCGCGCAGGGACAAGGACAAGGACGCGGCGGGCGCGCGCCGCGGCUCGGCGGGCAGCGUGGCCAAGCUGGGCGGCCUGUUCCUGAACGACGCGCCGCCCGCCAAGGAGCCCAAGGCCGAGGCCGUGCUGGCGCCGCUGAUGCCCAACGGCGGCGCGGCCAAGGCGCACGCGCACGCGCCGCCGGACCUGGGCGCGCUGCCCACACCCGAGUCCACGCCCACGCUGCCGCGCACGCGCAAGCCGGGCCGCGCGGGCCGCGAGUGGGAGCGCGGCCUCCGCGCCAAGGACCUGGGGCCGCCCGCCGAGCCGGGCGCGCCGCCCGACGGCCCGCCGCCCAAGGUCCCGCAGCGCGAGGCCUCGCUGGGCCCGCGCCUGGACGCGCCGCACCCGGCCUACGGCCUCGACUUCGCCGCCGCCGCGCGGGGCUACCCCACGAACUCGCUGCCGCGGCCGCACGCCGCCACCCUCAAGCGGAACAACACCAACUCCUCCAACUCCUCGCGCCUGGCCCGCCACCACAGCUUCGGGGCCGACCAGCCGCCGCCCGCCCCGCAGCGGGUGGACUCCAUCCCCGCGCGCGCCCCGAGCCGGCCCGGCCCGCAGCGCGCGCCCUCGCUCAAGCCCGACGUGCCCCCCAAGCCCGCCUUCGCGCCCCUGCCCUCCGCCAUCAAGCCCGCCGACGCCUGCACAUAAUCCGAGGGCGGA
Dipodomys spectabilis (banner-tailed kangaroo rat) is the source of this 2985-nucleotide messenger RNA. It is a transcript of the gene Sema6a, whose product is annotated as semaphorin 6A. Gene Ontology annotation, molecular function: semaphorin receptor binding; chemorepellent activity. The record is from RefSeq and is a predicted model, not a curated record. Gene Ontology annotation, biological process: neural crest cell migration; positive regulation of neuron migration; negative regulation of axon extension involved in axon guidance. The transcript is spliced from 20 exons. NCBI's taxonomy places the organism in Eukaryota, Metazoa, Chordata, Mammalia, Rodentia, Heteromyidae. Bases 172 to 2973 code for a protein of 933 amino acids.